AUGGCGCGCCUCUCACUGACGAUAUCGACGAAGCUGGAAGUCACCAAUUCCUUGUCAGAGAACACAGGACUAAUUUGUCGUCUUCUUCAAGAGGCUCGCCGUCGCCAAAGUCAACCUUUUUCUAGAGGCGACACUAAUUCUGAGCUGCUAUCAAGCGCCGAUGAGCCGAUGAUGAACGAUAGCUCAACCAAUAGCAGCAUUUCUGCCAAUUGGGCAUCUAACGAACCCAAUGCGGACGCUUUUGCUUUUCCUUCUAGCCGGUCUUCCUCGCCAAAGUAUUUGUCCUCACAUCUCUCUUCCUCUUACCCUCCCAGCUCUACUUCAUCAUCCUCUUCCACUUCCUCCCUCUCUAUGACCGCAUCUGGUGAUUCGGGGUCGAAAUCGCCGUCAGUGAUAGUUGGAGGACACGAUCUCACUCAACUGCGAAGAUUUGCGCUACGCCUUCGACAAAAACGCCGUGCUUGGGGCAUGUCACAAACGCAACUUAGCCAUGAGAUGAUGCGGUUCUUCCCAGGAUAUCUUUUGUUCAGUCAAUCACUACUUUGCCGUUUCGAAAAAUUAGAUGUUACGCUGCGAGCUGCUCUCCGACUUGUGCCUUAUUUAAGUCGAUGGCUCGAGCACGCCGAGAAUCAGCGCUGUGAGUCAAAUAUUUUUGGACCUACAGAUAAGGCCGGAUCUGAUACAUCAUUGACCAGUAAAACUACGACCUCCCCUAUCCAUAGGUCAACUCUUGGAACAGUCGCGAUAGGUCCUUUUCAUCGCGAGCCUGUUGCUACUUCUGAGCUAAAGCUGAUCUGGUAA
Protopolystoma xenopodis is the source of this 801-nucleotide messenger RNA. The record is from the annotation of a GenBank genome assembly. NCBI's taxonomy places the organism in Eukaryota, Metazoa, Platyhelminthes, Monogenea, Polystomatidea, Polystomatidae.